AUGGUGUUCGCUUUUUCCACUGACUGCUUUCUUCACUCUCCUUCUGCAGUUCUGAAACCCGAGGUAACAACGUCAUCGGAGGCGGUUUGGUAAGUGGAGAUAGGACUGUGCGAGAAAGAUUUCGGAGUUUUUAGGUACGGUGUGACCUCCUUAUAAGUCUCUAAAGACUCAAUAGUAAAUCAAGGCAGGAAUUAGGAGCAUGCCAUAAAUCUACAGAUUUCCAUAUACGUACUGAAUUGACCUAACUUGUGCUGAAAGGAAGAAGCUAAAUUAUUUAUAAAAACCUUUAGGCAGAGGUCCACGGGAAGGGUUAGGAUGAGUGAACCUUUUAUCGUAUACUUACUUUACUAUUUGUUCUUCUAUUUUGCGUUUAGUUUUGACACCUUAUGAUGAAGCGAACUUUCGGAAAUCAAACAGUUUUCAUCAGCAAAAGCAUUAUAUUCAGCGAUAGAAGCGAGAUAGGCGACAAGGAGGGUUAGCCCUGAAAGUAUUUCAAGUUAGAAAAUACCUGGCAAGAACUUUGGAUCUCUUGAAAUCCUCAAAAUAACACGCAACGCCAGACAGAGAACCUGCACAUUCACUAGUAUUCAACUUGAUAUUCGGUCUACAAUAUGGCUUUUCCCAGGGGUAAGGUGAUGGUCGUAAUCCGAGAAUGUUCGUUUGGGAAGUUUUAGUAAAAAUAUGCGGGCGCUUAUAGAAUUUGAUGACGUAUCCGUCAGUCAAAGUUUUCACUGAGGAAGGAGAUCAAGUAGAAACGCACAGGCUCAGCCGCAAUAACGCUUCGCUAAACACCUGCCUUUUGCCCCACUUGUCUUGUUGUAGUUCUUGAAGUGUCCCAGGCUUCCGCGUCUUGCCGAACUUUGUUCGAUGCGCCAACCGCUUAAGGAAACCCCCGAAGGAAACAUCUACCAUAACACAACAUGAUGUUCUAUAGGAUCUACAAAAGUUACUUUUGGGAUCUUUGAGCUAGUGGCGUCCGUCAUGAGCGCAUGUCCGUGUGGCCUUGAAGUUGAUUGGCUGGCUGAAGUAGCUGUGAUUGGCCAAACAUCAGGGAUUGGCUAGACGCGAAGGAAGCAUAUGUCAAAUUAUUUUGACAUUUUAUAUAAGACUUGCAAGCGCAGCUUUUAAGAUAGUUGAGAUAAUGGACUACUUUCUGUUUUUUGAUCUGACUCUCUUUUACACAUGCAGCCUUAACAUCCUUGUUCCCCAAUGCGAUUCCUCAGGAAAAUCCAAAUCAUCGAAGGCGCCAAUUGUCUACGUUGCCGAGGUAUCUUUGUCAGUUUUUAUUCUAAAAUUUUGACUAAAGCUUAAAUAGCAUUGGAAGGAGAGGAAAAGCGGACCAGAAAGUACCAGUUCACAAAUUUGGGGAGAAUUUCUACUCGGAUAAGUGAAAGCGCGUAGGAACGGGUCAGAUACAGAGAAGUCAGAUUCGCAUGUCUCAGAUGCGAAAGUUAUGGGCAGAAUUCAUAAGAUAUGGUUAUGUAGCCGCACCUGAUGGACAUGCUACUGUUGACCUACUUAGUUCUUUUGAGUUGGCAUGGUGUUGUUGUGCGUUGUGGUGUAUGUUCUGUUGGCGGCCUUGUUAUUUUGUUGCCGUGUCUACCUUUCUCGGCCCAAAGCCGGUGGUCCUUCUUGACUUUCGGCCUGUCGUCUCCUUCUAGCUUUUGCAUUGGAUGUUUCCGAGUUAGGGUUUAGGGCUAUGGUUAAGCGUUAGAGAUUAGGGUUAGGGUUUGGGGGACAGGGUUAGGGGUAAUGGUAAGGGGCGUUAGGGUUAGGGGUUAGGGCAAUUAUUUCUCAACCAUUCAAUGUACAACCGCGCAUUCCCAAUAGCUUUUCUUUUGCAUACAAUUACCGGAGCUCGUCGCCUAUGCGUUCCCCGGCCCCACUUGCAAAAACCCCGAUUACCACCGGUCCUGUAUUACAGGUGACUGGGGUUUGUUUACCUCAAGUGCGGACACAUAACCACAUCUGACCAUUCGUUUGAGUGUUCUCAACAAGAAUCUGCCCUGUAGAUAUGCCGACCCAAAAGGGACGGUCAAACGGGCCAACGGCACGCGUUUAUCUGGCUGCGUUGUUUUUGCGUGACCCCAUAACUACGGCUGUAUGAGCAUGUGCUGGCACCUCUCAGACGCUGGCUUUCACGUCGAGUCAGCCAGUGCGGCUUCCCACAUCAUCAUCAUCAUCAUCAUCAUCAUCAUCAUCAUCAUCAUCAGCUAGUAUACAAACUCUGACAGUCAACUAUUCUUUGGGCGAUGGAGGAGGGAAUGAGAACGACUAUGGUGAGUCAGCGCAGCACAUCGACGUGCUGAUUGUCGCAAUACAAUUGACGUGAUCAAAUCUGAAGAAGGAGAGUCGAGCACCGAAACACUCCGCUUAUUGUCCUGAGCUUUCAGACUCGUAUAGGAGUCCAUCGUCAGAGGUAGUAGCAGCAACAGAACAAGCGAUCAAAUCUACCAUGACAGGCUAAAAGUUGUGGUUCAGGGGGUUUCCGACCGCCAACAAAACUGGGUCCUAUUGGGCACUCCGUGGGACUUCGUCACUCGCGACAGUCGGAAUUUCUAAAAUUCUCCGACAGAACAGUCCGACAAUCUCUAAACGAUCAACGGUGCACCUUGCUUCAAAUUUGAGGUGUCGUUUACAAUGGUAAUGGCCGAUUCGUGAAUUUGACAUUAUGGAUGAAAAGUUAAAAAGGUACUCGAAACGGCGCUUUGGAUAUUUCAGGAUUAGGGCUUAGGGCUUCAGUAAAGGGUCAGGGUUAGGGGUUAGGGCUAGUGGGCGGAUUAGGCGCUAUGGUUAGGAGUUGGGGUUAGGGGUUAUGCGCAGAGUUAGCGCUAGGGGUUAUAACGAUUAUUCGUAAAUCACUCAAAGUAGAACCGCACAUUCCCAGUAGCUUUACUUUCGCACACAAUUACUUGACCUCGUCGCCUGUGCGUUCCCCGGCCCCACCUGUAAAAAUUCCCUAUGACCACCGGUACCAUAUUACAGGCGGCUGGGGUUUGUUUACCUCAGGUUGGGCUACAUAACCAUACCUGACCGCAGAAUUUAAUAAACACGGCCUUUGGACAAGGUCCAGGGUAGGAUAAUGCGAACUUAAACGUCAGUGAAGGGUGAGAGAGUAUUGUAUUCUGUACAGAGUGAAUAAGUGAGUAAGUUGGAGCAAAUUUGCGUCCGGACGAGAGUCGCGAACGUCCGGCGUCGGGGUUGGAGCAUGUACGCGUCAAUCCUGAAGUUGGCUGCUCGUAUUGGGUAGCUGUGAUUGGCUGAGAAUAACACAAAGUCUCCCCGCUCCAGGGAUUGGCCGGACGCGAUGGGAGCAGAGUAGGGUGUCUUCGAAUGCCAGACGAACGACUGCCGAUGGUGCGUGCUAGCAAGUAUGCACCAAGCAGCGGCUCAAUGUUGGAGCGAAGCCUCAACGUGUGACCGGGGGGAGGGGAGUAGGGAACUAUAGUGCCGAAACAGCGUUUAAGAGAUGCUUGCACAAGUAUUUGGCUAACAAUGUACAAUUAGCUGCCCUUAGCCAUCCAAAUGUAUGACUGCGGCACGAAUGAAAAUUUUCCUGACAAUGUUCAGUGGCAAGGCACAGCGGUAGAUGUGCUGGACCAACACAGGGACUAGAUCGGAGUCCGGAAAACGUUAUUGGGAAUGCGAAUUCGUAAAAAGAACUAACAGGGGAGUGGGGUGGCAGGCUCAGUUGCUUGAAUUCGUACCGCCCCCCCCCCGUAUUUGUUUUGUGGCAUAAAGUCCUGGUUGGUGUCCGUUGUGGGGUGGGGUGGUACGUCUAGGUGCGGGUUUUCGUCGCGCUAGCCACACACACCCUUCCCCGCCCCCGGUCUUUUUUGGUCCAACCUUAUGGCCAGACCCAGGUGGCUACGGAGGAGAAGAGGGCGCGGUAGAUACUACGCAAGUCUACUGCCACUAUAAAAUAAUUUACUCCCAAGCCACCGUCCCUGUGGAGCACAUAGAUGACAUCGUCGGCACCGACGGUCUGGCUGUCGUUUCAUCAUGUGUAAAACAGACAAAGCUUUGGUAGGAGUCAGGAAGGCAAACAAGGAGAGGCUCAGUCACCGAUGUGCCUCAGGCGAGAAGUGUUUUUGUCAUGUCAGCUAUCAGGGUCGACGCCAAAAUUGGCUGACUUGGGAUGUUGCCGAAUCGACUAAUAACUUCGCUUCCAGACUACUGAGACUGUACCAAACUUGCCGGUGCUGAUUUACAAAAACAUAUCACUAAAAGCGAGAAGUUGAUGAAGUCAGAACGCACAGAUGUGACUUAGCAGCUGGGAGGAGAAUUUACCUGGCGUUAUCAGUAGGUGGGCUAGCUCAUGAAAUGUCAACCGAAAUUCCGAAAUGUGUUUUCGUUUCAGAAAGAUUUAUUAAGUGGAAUUGUAAUAUUUAUCAGUCUGCAGCAUAAUUCAGUUACCUCAAAAUGCCGAUUUUCGAACGAACUUCCUUCCGGCUGCAUGCAUAAACGAUAGUUAAAUGGCAUUAAUUUUUCUCUUUGAUUUUCGAUGCCCCUAAAAUUCCAGUUAUAUUUCAUGAAAAGCAAACAAUAUAGCUCGAAUCCAGUGCUAAAUGUUUUGAAUCCGACAUGGUGUUCUCUUACUACCUGAGAGAAAUUUAUGGUUUUCCGAACACGAUAAAUAUACGGCUUGUAGUUUGGAAACCCUGAAUGCACAUGUAACGGCAGUUGGGGAUUCGAAAUGAUUCGGGAAUUGGAAAAGUUUUUUGAAAAACCGAAUGAUACCCUUCCUUCGGGCAUAAAAUUGGAAGAAGACUUAAUUUUUUACCGAAUGAGUAGAAGAAUGAAUAUUUUUAUGCAUGUUUUCCGUGAAAUAGAAUUGAAUUUAUAGGGGCAUCGAAAAUCAACGAGAAAAGUGCAUGCUUAUAAAGUAGUCAUUUUUUACAGGGUGUAGUUUUUACAUGCAGCCACAAGGAAGUUCGUUCGAAAAUCGGCAUCUUGAGGUAACUGAGGUUUUUUAAAAUUACGAUGCACGCUGAUUGGUUUAACAAACCUAAUUAAUUAAUAUUUUCGAAAGGAAAAAGCAAUUCAGAAUUUCGGUUGGCAUUUCAUGAGUUAGCUUACCUACUGUAUCUGGUUGGGAGGAUCGGUGCCGCCGGUCUUGAGAGAUUGCCGGCAGAACUUUAUCGAAGACCAAGACCCGUCGUUGCGUCCUGAAGCAGGCAAACCAGGUGUCUGACCUCAGGCUGGCAUCAGAUGACAAGCAGCAAUUUAGAUUCUCACAACCAGUCACAUUAGUUGGCUUAUCUUAUGAAAAAUUAACUCUAGUCCUGAAAUAUAAUCUCGAUUAGGAAGGAUUGCUUGGAUUGUAUUGGGUUAUCGAUUAGCAUGACAUAUAUUCCACCUUAGUCGGGAUGUCAGUCUCUCAAUACGUGCCUUUCCGGCCGCCCAUAAAGACCCUAUUCGCUAAAACGACUGCCACGUUAAUCCGGAUAUUUUCAAAUAGUUCCAGAUUUCCCUAAAACUCCAAGCAUAGUCAGUAGAAAGCACGCAUAAACUCAUUGUGUUGCACCCCGCGUCUUUGUAUUUUUGUCGAAACAAAGAUCACACCUGGGUUUAAAGAAUGCUUUUCAGUUCGCAAAUUAUUUACAUCUGACCAGGCUUUGAACUUGCGUGUGGGAUUUCCAAACUAUAAGCUGUUCGCCUUCCAUUUAAAGAAAACCAGCCUUCUAUGCUAUGAAAAUUACUUUAUAUGGGAUACAAAAAUUUGCAUUUGAUAUGGAACAAGUUGUUUAAUUCAGAAGGAAUAUUGCUGAGAAGACAGAGACAACGUUAGCUGAACAAAUAUUGCACGCUCUUACAAAAAUAUUUUAUUUACUAACUCAUUUGAAAGCGUGAAAUACCUUGUAUUUGAGUAGGAAAUUCACGGCAGACGUAUUUUACUGUAAAAUGAGUUCAAGAGAGAAUGUUUUUUUGCAUAUUUUCUAUAACAUAUGCCUACAUUCAUAAAUACACUGAGAAUCAGUGGGCAACGACAGCGUUACGCAAGUUAUCUUUUUAUUGAACACAAAUCUUAUAGGCAGCCGGAAAGACGCAUUGAAAGACGACAUCCCGACAUAACCACAACUUAUUCAGACUAUUCAGCACGAGAGUCAUUCUUAAAACGCCACCUAAGAAAUCCUUCCUAGGGGGGAAGCAUAGUUCGUCAGUUACAUAACCUGUUAUGUGCCAGAGACAGUUGCAUGUAAGCAGACUCCUUGCGAGAGCAAGUGGACUUUAACGGGGACAGGGGAGGGGGGCAGGUUCCCGUCGAGUCCAACAAACACUGACUGACGGCAGUACAAGCGACCAAUCAGAACAGUGGCAGGUAGGAACCCAAGUAAAGUGCAACCGGGCUCCAGCUUAAAUCACCCCAGAAGCCGUAAGACGAGGCACAAGGAACUACCUUCAACACCACAGCUUUCCUGAUGCGAACUUGGGCAUUUCCAAAUGAUGAGAGACGAUGCACCUGCUUCAGUGACUCGGAAUCACCCUCCACUCUGGUUUGUGAACUCAGGAAUAUGUAAAUGCACUUGCCAGUCCGUUGCCGUUGCACAGAAAAAAAACCACUUUCAGGGCCGUUUAUCGUAAGGUUUUCUGUAAGAUUGACCUUAUAUUAUCAAAAUCGAAAAUGCCAUGCGAUUUGUAGCGAAACAGAAUUCUGAUGCCGUAGCAUGCAAUUUGGGGAUUUGAGAACAUAUACCGUAGAUGUGCCAACUCACGAAAUGUUAACCGAAAAUCUGAAAUUCGUUUUCGACUCGAAAAGACUACCAAAGUAGGGCUGUAGCAUUAGUUACCGCAGAGGAUAAUCCCAAAUUAUUUCAGUUACUUCGGGAUACCAGCUUUUUGAAGGAACUUCCUUCCGGUUGUCUGCAAAAAUUAUAAUUUGAAAAGAUGAUUACCUAAAUAGCAUAAAUGUUUCCCACUGAUUUCCGACGCCUUAAUAAAUUUCAGUAUAUUUCACAAAAAAUGCACAAAAUAUCCAUCCUGCUUCUCAUUUAGAAGAAAAUUACCUCUUCUUUAAAUUUUGUAUCUGAAGAAAAAGUGCUAUUAGGUUUUAAAAAGUUUCUAUUUAGGAGACUAAGGAGACCUUAAAAUGCCCGUUCAUAAAACAUCCUUUCACAGCAUUUACUAACCUGGCUUGCAGAGUUUACAAUAUGGCUAAAAUCCACGGUUAAGUUUUAAGAAGGGCAAGGGUAUGGAGGAGGAACCACUUAACUGCGGAUCGUGGCAUACGAGAUUUAUUGUAAAAUGAGUUUUAUGGGUGGAGCAGCAAGCCAGACAGUAAGCUGACAAAAUGAAAGAAAACACAGAAAUUGCCCGGAUUUAUGCCAAAAGUCUUAUCCUACGCUAUUGUACGACAACGGAAAUAAGAGUGGCAAUUAAACAAUAAACAAAAAGUAGGCUUUACAAAAUAACGGAUUUUGGGUUAGGAUGUGAGGUGGUGGGAAGUAAUUGUUGAUGGCAGUGUAAUUUCUGUAACGACCUGCAGAUGCAUGCCAAGAUAGAAUGCUGUAGUACACGAUCCACAGUCUACUGACAGUCAUUUGGGGUCCUUCUCUAUACCGUUGCCUAACCGUUGCGUUAUAAAGCCAAUGCAGCCGCCUGCCUAUAAUAUAUAGAACGAUACGAUUUUAUGCACACAGAAAAUAUACAGCGGGUAUUUUGGAAACCCCGAACUCAAGAGUAACGGCAUUUUGGGUUACAAAAUAUACGCAAAUUGAAAAAAACUGCGAAAACACAACUAUACGUUUUCCUUGAGUAUAAAAUUUGAAAACGACAUGACUUUCUAUCAAGUGAGCAAAAUAAUAAAUAUUUUUAUGAAUGUUUUCUAAGAAAUAUGUCUGAAUUUAUGAGAGCACCGGCAAUCAAUGAGAAACAUUCGCACUAGUACGGUAAAUGACCGAUCUGAUGUAAUUUUGGUUGAAAUUCUGAAAUGUGUUGUCAAUUAGGUAGGACUACCUAGGCGCGGUUGGAAUACUGAUUAUCUUGCGGCAUAAUCCUACAAUAUUUCGGACUUGGCAAGAUGUCAGCUUUUGAAUACACCGCUUUUCGGUCUCCUGUAAACACCGUAUCCGAUAAAAAAUUACUACUUAAGUAGCAUGCAUUUUUCCAAUUGGUUUUCGGUGACCCUACGCGUUUGGUAGAAAAUGAGGUUGUCUUAACAUUAUACGCCCAAACAAAGGACAUAUGAAGGGACCCCAAAGGCUCUUUAGUAAAACUAAUUUAUUUAUUUAUACUUAAGUUUUGAAAAAGUUUCUAAUUAUGAGAUUUUUUAAGACCGCGCUGUGCCCAUUCAUAUAGCUCCGUAACUGUCAGUAUACCACUUUCCCUCAUGAAAUGGACAACAUAGUCCGCAUCCAGCGCAAGAUUUUAUGAGCUCUAUAUGGUUUUUUUCUUAAAGGCAUAGGGGAAUAUAUGAUUUUCCAUAUUCGAAAAGCAUGCACCUUUUAGUAUAAAUUGCUAGACGCUGAUGUAACGAGUAUAAAAUAUAAAGAUGACGUAAUUUUCUAUCAUACGACUGAAAGAAAGCAUAUUUUUGUCUGCGGUUUCUAUAAAAUAUAUUCGAAUUUGCAAGGCCACCGAAGACCAAUGGGGACAUCUAUGCUACUUAAGUAGUAAUUUUUUAGCGGGUGCGGCUUCUAAAGGCGAUUGAAAAGCAGUGUAUCCAAAAGAUGACAUCUUGUCGAGUCCGAAAUAUUAUAGAAUCAUGCUGCAAGAUAAUCAGUAUUAAAACCGCGCCUGAGUGGUCCUUCCUAAUCGACAGUGCAUUUCAGAAUUUCAGCCGAAAUUUCAUGAGAUCGGUCACACAAUGUACUUUUUGCAAAGUGUAAUAUACUGCCUAAAGUAUAGUUUCUGCAGCCGGCCGGAUUGAAGUAAGUUUAAAAGCCGGUAUCCUAAAGCAACUGGAUUAUUAUGGAAUUAUGUUGCACGGUGAUUGUUAUCAUAACCUUAUUUAAGUAAUAUUUUCGAGUCGGAGACAAAUUUCAGAAUUUCGGUUAACAUUUCACGAGUUAGGACUUUUACUGUAAUUAAAGAUUUGCGGUAUUUUUCUCUGAUUUUCGUCGAAUCAUACGGCCAAUCAUUCAAACAGUCAGUCUCUAGCUUCUUUUUCGAAUGGGCCUUCUUGGUGCAGUAUAUUCGUGGACAAUAGGCGAAGCCUAUACGACGGCGGUCGUGUUAUGAGUCCGUUUGAAGGUCAAAUGUGAAGGGGAGACGGUUUUCACCUGGAAAACCAGGAAACAUUCGUCUGCGGUGCAAGUAAAUCAAUGACGUACGGUCUCAGAAUGUCCAUCCCAUGCAAAAUUUCCUUGUAUACUCCCGUGAUUCUAAACUAGGUGUCUUUUUUACUUUCUUGCUUAUGCUGGUAUUUCCAGAGUCUAGGAACGGUUUCCUCACUGUAAUGUCAUCUGCCAGAAUAAUGCUGAUUUUACACUCUUCACCAAACUCAUGCAUGUCUAUUGAUGACGAAAUUUUUACCCCCCUUCCCCCCCCCUCCAGCUUCCAAGAACGACAGCGUCGUACGGGUCUCGCAGUCGAAAACAGCAAUCCCCACAGCGUGUAACAUCCGAAUCGGAAGGUAUGUUGUGACAAAUAAAUUUCUUAAACAAUGGUUUUUGUCGGGAAAGAGUUUUCAUUUUCAUGUAUCCCAAAUGGAGAGAUUUCAGAUGGUCCGUUACGUCAUCAAUUAGUAUUCAUAAUUCCUUAUUUGAACCCGACAAAAUGAAGUUUUUGAGACAACAGAAUAUUUGAUGGAGUAGGCAGAAGCUUGCGUAAAGUAUGGAGUGACUAGGGGGAGUAUCUCGUGGAAUAUGAUCUCGGUACGAAAGGGUCGCUUAGGCGUCGCUGUAAUAUCGAUCACAGCGCAGCACUAUUCCAAGUUGUUCCAACCCUGUCGAAAUGCUGGUUUUUUAAUCCAAAGCAAAACUCCGUAAAGAAUGGCUAUUUUUAUCAAUUUUCGGCACUUAUGUAAUUUAAACAUAAUUUAUAGAAAUCUGGCAUAAAACUAUUCGAUCGUGUGCUCAUUUUGUUGCAAAUUGGGAUUUCUCCGAAUUUUCUGCUUAAAGAAGGGGUAUCUUCGGUUUUAAAAAGUGUAUCGAUUCCUCAAUGACUUUGAAUUCUACCUGCUGUUGCAUUUGUAUUUAGGCUUUCCGAUCUACAAGCUUUACGCUUCCCUUUUAAGGAGAAUCAUGCAUCCUCUACGCUGUUAAGGAAACUCUGUGUGGUAUUUUACAAUUUCACGAUGAAUACAAACCUUUUUGUAGUAAAGAAUUUUAAUGAGCGGACACCUACGACGCUAGUUUUACAGACAGUUCACAGUUCCCGAAAUUACUUUGGUUGAAAACAUCUUAAACUCAAUAAGCGCCAUUUUAAAAGCAGAAGAUGGCAAGAAGACGCGAUUCAGUUAAAAAAACGGUACGAGAAAUGACAUUUUAGUGCGUAUUUUUUGUGAAGUAGAUUUAUAUGAAUAGUCUUCGGAGCAUCGAGCAUUGAUGGAGAAAGUCAUGAUAUUUAAGUUAUCGUUCUAGCAAGUGGGAUGUUCGAGGAAGGCCGAGAAGAUACGCAUUCAAAAUCUUACGUUACAACGGGACUUAAAUAUUGCAGGAUCAUAUUGCAAGCUGCUCAAUAAUAUAAGUCCACCAAAGCUAUCAGUUUUAAUAGAAAUAAUAUUUCAAAAUUUCUUCUGAUGCUCAAUGAGAUGCGCCGCUCAAAGUGUAUACAAACGCUUGAAUGAUGGGCAACUGCAGAGGAGAUUGUGUGAGCCGCAGUAGAGACAUUUUUCAAACAGAUUUUCGAAUAAGCACCCCCCGUAUGACAGGUGACUUUGUGUAAAUUUCAAGGGGGUUAAAGCCAGGGUUACUCUUAGGACUAGGGUACAGAACUAGCUAUCCCGGUAGAAUUUGGCGCAAAAUCACACAGGGGAUACGCAUUUGCGUGUAAAGAUAUAAGGUCUCUCUUUCGUCUGUGCUUCAGACGGAUUGGAGUCGUUUUAAAAUGCUGUUUGACAGAUGGACAUCUUCACUCUGAAGCAGGUUUUUUAUCAUGUGAAGUAUUUCUGUUCUUCCUUGUCAUUUCUGGAGGUGUGCGUUCCGCAUCUAAAGUAAGUGCCUUCGUCACUUUCCCACGCACAGUCGCAGACGGCUGCUCAUAUUUUUUUUCGCACGCCAAGAGACCAAAUUAAAAAGCCGAAGUCACAGUUUACUGUGUUACGCUUUUAACGGCGACGCUGCAGUUCGAAGCGCUAUUUCCAGGUAAUUUCGCUCGAGGGAAAAACCUACAAGUGGUACUUUAGUCGAUUCGCAGACUCAUUUAAUUUUGGCGGCGUUUAUGUGGCCUUGGCAGGGUCAGCUCCGCCACGCAUACCGAGUAUCUAACAGAACUUUAAUUUCAUGUAGUUCCCCCUCUCGCUGCCAAACGGGCGAGAACAACGCUAUUUGAAUAGACAUUCUACGGCCAUUAGCAAUCUCGUAAAUACAGAAUAUGCUGACAUCAAGUGAUGCACUUUUUGAGUGGUACGUUGGAAGAGAAACCCAAUUUCCUAUACACGAGUACAAGAAGAGAUAUUUUUAUGCAUACCUUUUUAAAAAGUGUUCUUGAAUUUGCAAGGGUGCCGAAAGUCAGUUGGAAAAUACAUACUACUUAAGGAUCCAUUUUACAUGAAUUGGUUGUUUGCAGGUGACUAAUAUGACACGCGUUCGCAAUCCGGCAUUCUGGUAUGACUGUUGUGUAGUGGGACUAGACCGCCCGAUGACCAAUAUUACUGCACUAAUUAAGUACUUCUUUGAAUCUGAAAUCUCACUUCAAAAUUUUAGUUAAUCUUUCAAUAUAUGCGCCCUCUAGAGACGCUUUAGUGUUUGACAUUUGCAGAGGAAAGGGUGUGAGUCGCGGAGAAGUUAUUUUACGAACAGGUCAGUCAGCUGAUAAGGAAGUCAGACGCAAGUUACACCGGUGCUCUAUUAAAAUAGUUAACUAAGGAUAGUGAAUGUUGUUCCGCCUUCUCAUCUUUAGCAGCUCACGGUUUGCAUUUAAAAUAAUCACUUUGUCAAUGAUGGUUGUCGUUCCUCAGGGCUAACUGUUGCUCAGACGUUUUUGUCAAUAUAACGAAACCACACUUAAAUGAAGAAGUCACAAUUUCCAGUGCUGCGUUUUUAACGCCUAGUUCAAACUCGGAAGCUCAGUUUUCCGGAAUUCUCGAUACGGGCAGAAAUCUGCACACGAAAGUUCAUAAUUAACUGUCAGAUGGGCAGUUGGGUGAUAACUAGCGCGGCUUCGGUCAUUCCGCAAAUCCAUUUAUAUGUGGCAGUGCCUAAGUGGCCUUGACAAGGUCAUUUCCAACAUGUGUGAUGAUUAUCUGUCGAAGUUGUUUAUCAGUCUGGUCUUCUCUCAUUCAACCGCUGAUAAUUUUCUCGAUACUUAUGAUCCCCUUUGCCAUGUGGCAAAAUGAAAAGAAUGUGUACUUCACAAUCAUGAAAUUCCGUAAAAUUUCAUAAACAGUACGUUAACAGAGAAAAGCCUUACUGUGGGAUUUUGAAAAAUAUACAGCGAACUUUGCCUAAAAUUGCGCUGGCUUUGGUUUAAAAUUCCGGUGUGUUUCGGAGGACAUGGAAUAUUUGUAUUCGGUCUCAUGCUAAUAAUUUUCCCGCAAAUGCUCUGUUCAGUGGAACGAUCGAUCCUAAUAAUCAGCAGACCUGUAGACUGAUUACCGCGCAAGACUGAACUUUUCGUCGGUGGCUUGGCAACAGUCGUCAGCCAGUUGUAUGUCAAUUCCAGAUCUGCAUGACGUGGGAUUCGAAACCCAACCUUCUGAGGUUGCUGAACAUUAACUUCAACGCUCUGCCCUAGGGCCACAUGUCCAUUGGACGCACUACUUCACGUGGAAGUACCGUUCAACCCACGAAGCGUCCCACCUUCCUUUACGUCAUGAAGUCCUUUUGACAGCCGGUUGACCUUUUGACAGCCGGUUGACCUUCAAUCAAAGAGGAAUAUCAACAUUUUACCGAAAUGCCUGCUUUCGCUGUAAUCCAGCCUUCUAGUCCAGCAACAGCGAAAGCCUGACUAGCUUUCAGGACUUUCACAUGUAUCAGCUACCUCAACGGUCAUUUAUUUUUUUAAGAACCGUUUAGACUAACAGUAAACUAGGUCCCAUUUAAACAAAUAAUAAUUUCGCAGCCAACCAAGUUUUUUGAAUAGCUUGGAAGUGCAUACGGUCAUACCUUCUUAAAUUCUCUAAUAGUACCACUUCUCCUAAUAAUAUCGAUUUGGACAAAAGUCUUUGUUGGCAAAAGUGCCCAUUUUUUAAAAAGUUUUUGUGAUUUCCCUGUAACUAAGACUUUUUCAGCGAGGAUUAAGCAUAUGUGCGGGAUAAGAGAAAACUAUGGAGAACCAUUUACUAUAUUUUUAGAAGAAAAUAUUGUUUUGCAAUUUUUGGUUGGCUCUUCGUCGGCAGGUUGGCAUUCGCUGGAGUCGGUACUGUUAAAAUGUCUGCAUUGGUUCGUUGUUCUGCACAUCCGACACGUAAUCAGUUUGUAAUAGGAAAGCUCACCUAUAAAAAAGUUCAGCGCGGAGAGCAGUCAGGUAAUUAAAAAAUACUUAAAAUACUGGCAGGAGUGUUAGGACGCUGGUGAAUUCGUUAAACAACAGUUGGCAUUCACGUACCCCGCGCAUAUACUUAAUCCUUGUCGGUUUUUCUGACAGGUUUGCGGACAAGUAUUCCAGGUUUAUACCAACCGAAACAGUACUCUCAUUUGAUCAGGUCAUUUGUCAGACAUCUGUCCAGAGUCAAUCAGGACCACGUCCUCUAUGAAAAUCAAGGUCAAGUUGGAGUCCGGAGAAGCUCCUAGGUUUUUUUACUUACUAUAUAGUUUAGAAAAUACGGGUAGAACCACAUGAAUUCGCUCUCCUGCGACGACGUUACUGUUGUUCUUGUAGAAUCUUUUUUAAUUUAAAGUCAGAUAGAUUAUUUGGAAACAUUAGGAGAAUUUAUCAGGCAAAUUUUUGACGUUAGUUACGCAAAAAGUCUUUGGACGCCAUUUUAAUGCGUCCAAAACACUUAGUAUUCCAAACCUGCUUAAAAAUCGAUAAGCCCUCGGUCUUUGUGCCGGUAAGCGGUUUUCCUGUACGUCAUAAUAAAUCGGUUGGUUAGCGUCUCUUCUAUUUCUAAGUAGUUUGUUUUUCAAGACGUGAAACCUUUCUGCAGAAAGUCCAGCAUUGUUGCCUUGAUCCUGAAAAGCAGUCUUCCAAUUCUUCACGCGUAACAGGGGACCUUUUGCAGUGUCGAAGACCAACAGCGGUCAGAAAAGUCGGCAGCGAAUUUUUUCCGUUUCCUGUCUGCUUCAAAGGUCUAACAGAAUGAGAUUUCAGAGUUUUUAAGGGCUAUUUAGUGUUACGAUGAGAGCUUGUGCUGUUCUCCGUCAUUCACUUAUGCCCCCUUUUUACGAAAAAAAGAUUUAAAGCACUUUCACUCUGUUCUUUUUGAUGUCAAAACGAUUGAAGUCCUAGCCUUUGCGGUCUCCUUAACGACAAUUAUACCCUGACACAAAUCUUUUUAAACAGCAACCCAUAUGCAGACGUCUAGCCGAGCUAACAUCAUCCUCCUUGCGGCUGCCUGACAGCGGAUGACACAUUAAAUAAUUUGUCGAAGCCGGCGAAAGAUGCUUCAAGGAGCCCACAAAGUCUGGUUUGCUUGGCAACUGAAGCCAGAAGAAUGCAGUCAGAACAGUAUUUUAUGCCUUUGUGGUCCGUAAAUUAACCUUAUCAUAAACUGUUUGGGUUAAAUGAGCUUUCUAUUGGUAUUUUGCCGAUUCAAUACCCAAAAGACCGAUUGUCGCUGCCGAGAAUGUCCACCGUGUGCUCCACAUUAAGGUGAGAGCAGGGACGGUGACUUGUGCAAAAGUGUAGUUUAUAAUGAUAGUAGUCUUGCGAAGCAUCUACCGCACUCCCUCCACCUUCCCAAAUGGAACAGGUGUCAAGACAAAGUCAAGAAGACCGGAGGCGGGGAAGGGCGCAGGCGGUUGACACAGUCGAGCUCGCACCUUUCCACUCCAUUCCAUACCCCCUAGUUUACACAGCAAAUGACCAGGAUUUUAAGCAACAACAACAGUGGGGCGGCAGGGGUCCCAGUGUGCGCGACGUCUGCCAGCAACCGGGCCUGCCACCGCACCCCGAUAUGUUGGCAUUCGUUAUGGUGCUCAAAUCCGAUAACGCCUGCCAGAAUCCGAUGUUGCCCCCGUAUUGGUCCAGCGCAUCUACCACGUGGCCCGUUUGGAGGGCCCAAUCCAAUACUCGCGUAGUGUCUGACCGAAAUAACCACCUUAUGGGCAGCCAAAAAACUAUACAUGUUUUUCUCCCUGCCAAAGGUCGCCAACGUUGACUCAUUUUAUUGUGGACCUUUUUAGAGAACGAAACUCCAAAUCGCAACUGCGUUACAGUGAAAAGCGACUGCGGACAGGUCUCGGUAACCUAUAAUGCAGGUGAGUCCAUUGCAUAUUGGAUCGAUGGCUGGAUGAAUUAUUCAGUCCAUUUAAAGAUCCCUGUGUUCUACCGUCAAAAAGUAUUCGAAUGAAGACAACGGGGUUUGGAGGUGGUAUACUAGGGGUUGGUCUUAAAUUCUACCGAUAAAAAGCAUGCGAGUUGCAGGAGUGACAUCAGCUGAUUGAAACGCUGCCGCCUUUCCUUAAAGCUGGGAUUAAUUAACGCAAAAAAUGCACGCCUAACCGAUGCCAUUGUCAAAUGUGAAAUAUCGGACCGCCGUCUAGUUGCCAGUACUAAAGGUGCGUAUGUCGAGAGUUUGAAUUCAAAUUUUAUUAAGUUUUGAAAUUCGAUCUUAAAACAACGGGCACAUUUGCAAACGUGAGAAUAGUGAAAAGAGUCCACUCAACAAAGAUUAGUUGAUCUGCCGCGCUAACAGAUGUUCUCCAAAUCUACACACCGAGGCAAAAAGAAAGUGCAUUUUAUGUCCAUUAGUCAGGGUGGGACAAUAUGUGCCACUUUCAGCUCAAUGCGAGUAAUUGUGGACGCAGCCAGCAGGAGUUGAGCCUUGAGCAUGUGACCUAAAUGCCCCGUGGGCAGAGAACUCAUGACCGGACCUCAAGUCUUUGCUAUCUGUGGCCUGUUAAUGCCUGAGAGAUGACGAAACGUAGGCCAGGAAUGUCAUUUUCGCUCUUCCUUGCGCCCGUCUGCAGCCUCGUCUGGCUUAUCUCUACUUUCCAAGGCUACCCUACUUACUGCAGAUCAUUUUAAUGGCGCUAGGACGCACAUAAUGGCCGUACGCGGCGGUCGCGCCGUGAAAUCAGGGCUGUCAGGGCAGCAAGACCCCAGCCCCGGUUAAGGACACGCGGCUCUCCCCUUCUAACCUCCUCCUCCUACUCCUCCUGAUCUUCCUCCUCCUCUCGUAUCUUCCUCUUCUUUUCGUUUUUUUUUCUUCUUCUUCCCCCCCUCCUCCUCCUCCUCCUUAUUUUUCUUCCUCUCCUCCUCCUCCUCCUCCUCCUCCUCCUCCUCUUCCUCCUCCUCCUCCUCAUCAUCAUAUUAUCCUUCUUCCUCUUCCUCCUCCUCCUCCUUCUUCUUCUUCUUCUUCUUCUCCCCUCCGUCCUCGUCGUCGUCAUCGUCAUCCUCCUCCUCCUCCUCCUCCUCCUCCUCCUCCUCCUCUUCUUCUCCCUUCUCCUCUUCCUAUUCCCCCUCCCCUUCUCUAUUCCUCCUCCUCCUCUUCUUCUUCUUCUUCUUCUUCUUCUUCUCCUCCUUCUUUCCUCCUUUUCCCACGCUCCUUCUCAUCCUUCUUCUUCUUCUUUCUCCCCCUUCAUCAUUUUCCUCGUAUUUUUCUUCUUCUUUUUUUCUUCUUACUUUUCUUCAUCUUCUUCUUUUUCCCUCUCUUCUCCCCCUUCUCAUCCUCCUCCUCCUCCUCCUCCUCCUCAUCCUCCUCCUUACUGUCGCCCCCACUGUCUGGCUACAAAAUGUUGUUCAUGCGUUACUGUCUCUUCAUUAAGAGCAAGCAGUUAAAACAAGUGAAAAGGACUGGUUUUUUGCUGUCUUGCCUUGCAGGGGCCGUUCAAGAUACGGGAGUCCUGCAGGCGCCCGCCCAGCCAGUCCUGCCUACCGUGACAUGCACACCAAUCUGUGCGACGCCCAUGGUCUGCGCACCCGUUUGCUAUUACGUAAGCGAUUCUUAUAAAACAAAUGCUUAGACUGUGUGGGUAAUGGCUAAUCAACUAAUCUACAUUAGCUGGGCCAGCACAUGAAAUGUCGACCGAAAUUCCGAAGUAGGUUUUCGUUUCAACAAGAUUACUUAAGUAGGGUUGUAAAACUAAUCAUCAUGCAACAUAAUUUUAUACUGAUUCAGUUACCGCAAGAUGUCGGCUUUUGAACGAACUUCUUUGCGACUGCAUAGAAAAACGAUACUCUGUAAAAAUGACUACUUAGUAAGCAUGCAUUUUUCUCAUCGAUUUUCUAGACCCCUAUAAAUUCAAUCACACUUAAUGGAAGACAUGCCUAAAAAUAUUCAUUCUGUCGCUUAUUCGGCAGGAAAUUACGUCUGAUUUCAAUUUUUUACUCGGCUUUAUAAAAGUUUAGAAUUUUGAGAUUUUUUAAUAGCGUGAAAUGACUGUUCAUAAAACGGCAUGUCUCUGCAUUUACCAAUGUGGCUUGUAAAGUUAACAAUAUAGUUCAAAUCCACUGCUAGAUAUUUUGAACCCCAUAUGGUCUCCUUUUAAUACCUUAGAGAAAUGUAUGGCUUUCUUUAUGCGGAAAAUACACAGCUAGUACUUUAGAAACCCUGAAUGCAAGUGUAACGGCAGGUGGGGUUAAAAAUUAUUCGGGAAUUGGAAAAGCUUCUGAAAACCGAAUUGUGCCCUUCCUUCGAUUGUAAAAUUAAAAGCAGACGUAAUUUUCUGCCGAAUGAGAUAAAGGAUAAAUAUUUUUAGGCAUGUCUUCCAUGAAAGGUGAUUGACUUUAUAGGGGCAUAGAAAAUCUAUGAGAAAAAUGCAUGCUUAUUAAGUAGUCAUUUUUACAGAAUAUGGUUUUUCUAUGCAAUCGCAAGGGAGUUCGUUCAAAAGGCGGCAUCCUGAGGUAACUGAAUCAGUAUAAAAUUAUGUUGUAUAAUAAUUAGUUUUACAACCCUACUUAAGUAGUAUUUUAGAACGAAAACCCACUUCGGAAUUUCGAUUGACAUUUCAUGAGUUAGCGUACCCACUGUAAUAACUCUCCCCAUCGGGCAGAUCUGCGUAUACUACUCUACGGCCAAGUGGAGAAAUGAUCUAAUUCUCUUCUCGUAGAGGGGGUGUGGUGGGAUCAAGCCAUCUGUAAGCAGUUACCGAGUAACAUCCAAUCAGCGCCUGAGUUAGAAUUCGCUGUAACUGCUGCUGAAACAUAAUUACAUUAAAUUGCUGAAAAUCAAUUUAAACUAUGGCCCCUCUCUCUCUGUGUGUGUGUUUGUGUGUAUUUUAACCUCCCUUGUGUGAGCCCACACAAGUUGGCUAUCAGAGACACGCUGUCAUAGAGGCAUGACGAAACAGUUGCCGGGUCGAGCAAAUUAAAUCAACCCAGCGUGGGCUCGCGUUUGUUUGUAUGAUUAAACGCCGGAUGCAACCGUGUGACUCAGGGACGUCCUUGCCUGCACCCUGCGCACCACAGCUCCCAGCAUGACGCUUUAAGUGCCGACUCACACUGGUGGGAACGCUACCAGAUCCGCCUUGGAAGAAUAAGGGCGGUUUCUGAGUGGUGCGUGGGGUUCGUCCGGGCUUUAGGCACAGCCCUGUUAUUCGCAUCACAGCCAAAGGCAACUGCGCAGGCUUUUAACUUCCCCCCCCCCACCCUCCUAAGAAUUCCGUGAAAUUCAUGCAACAAUGUCAUCAAACGAUUUCUAGACAAGCGCAACCAAUAGGAGAAGUGUCUCGACACUUACGGCUCAUGCUUCAUUCGCAGAAAUGCCAUGUCGCUUAAGCCAGUUUUUAAGGAAAUGAGGCUCUUACCCUUGAGCAUCCUAGUCAUAUCGAAAAACAGCAGUAGAAUCGGCUGUUACAAGAGUAAAUCUGGAAAUUUAAAAGUUAGCGGUAAGUGAGAGCCAGGAACAAACUGCCGCCUCCAAGACAAUCGUGAUUAUAUGUACAGUAUUUUUUUGGCAAAAGAGAGUGUAGUUCGAACUUAAAGAAUUCAAGAGUUCCGCAAAGAACCACCGCAUCAGGGAGUCCGUUCCAUGCACAUCUCUGAAACCCUAAGUGACAGUUCUACCGUCGAUUCCGACGAUGUCCACCGUGUGCUACACAGCUAGGUACAGGAGGCACCGUGACUUGCGCGUGGAUUAGUUUAUAAUGAUAGUGGACUUGCACAGCAUCUACCGCACUCUCUCUUCCCACUCUCUACCUUGACCCGGUGUCAAGGCAAAGUCAAGAACACCAGAGGCGGGAGGAAAACGCAGAUGGUCAGUACGGCCGGACCCCCACCUAUGCGUGCCACCACGCCAUACACUUGACCGGGAUUUUUCACCAAAAACAACAAAACCUCAACAGGACGAGAAUGACUUGUCAGCCAUGCCCACCAGCGGGAGCGAAGGCGCAUCCAUCGGCAGGAAACCAGGUGUCAGGGGACUGCCAGCGCAUACCAGGCUGCGAGGGCCUGAAACCGAAACCGGAAGACAGCUCCGAACGAGAAUGGCCGAACACGCGGCAGCGGUGCGCAGAAAUGACGCCAGCUCUCGAGUUGCAGCUCAUCCGACGAGAUCCGGCCACACAUUCAAAUUUGACGAGGCCGAAAUUCUCGCAAGAGGUGACAACCGAGUGAGCCAAGAGCUACUGGAAUCAUGGUUUACUGGCCCCCAGUCCAUCAACAAGUGCAACGAUCUUCCCAUUCAAUACAGCGUGCUGAGACUUCGUCUAGGCGGAGUAAUUGGCCACGCGGGGAACGCACUGGUGAACACUCCUCCCAACACCCGGGUCAGCGCGUCAGAUGGUCGAGCAAUCAUCACGCCAACAUCCAACGCACGUGAUGAAAUUGCAGCAAUUAUCGACUCGAAUGUCGGCCAUCAAGCAAAGAUCACACCAAGUGUGACAAUCCCGGAUGAAGGGGAAAGCCGUGAACGUUCAUAGGUAUGCGGUAGCAUGGCUGCUGCAUCCUAUAAAUACCGCAGCCCCUUGUGGAACAACCACCCGUUUCUGCUCUUUUGUCUCUGAUGAUGGAGUCGAGUAGGAAUCCGAAACGUCAGGCUAAUAAAUCGCUUGUCCCGGCGAUCGUGUCUCCUUCUUCAGGGCUAUAGUUUGCUGAUGCUGGCGUAUCACACGCUUGCAUACCCUAAGUAACGUACAGGGUUCAUAUCAACUUCCUUAUCUUGUCGACUCGUGAAGUAGUUUAUUUUGAGUAAAGUUGGCUACUUCAAUCAAAGGGACCGUGAAAAAUGUCACUUUGUUUUCCCCACUACUGAAACCGCUCUGUACUCCUGGUUUUUUUUCCAAAAAGUAGUAUUCAUCAUCGGUCGUAUGGCCGUGGUGAGCAGAGAUCCAUCCGUUUGGCACUCAACUUCAAGGAAAAAGGAGGCUUCUCAUUUCUGUCUCAAAUUCAGAAUAGAUCGGCGUCCGUCACUUCAUGUGCUGUUGCAAGUUCUUUCAUGCACAAGUACUCAGCUACGUCAGCCCAUGCUGGUUGAGAUGAUAGUAGCAAAGUCAAAGACAGCCGUUCUGUAGUACUCUCGUUGCCGAUAGAACUUUUCCAUGUACGUAUGCAUGCAGUUGAAGGGUUUUGGAGAGAGCCCUUGAUGAUUCUUUUACUGUGCAGUGAAUGUUAACAUAUUUUCAGUCAAUGUAAAAUAGCGGACAUGAAAAACUGUUUAAAAGAAGGCGAAGGAGCGAUCACUGGGACAGUAGGUUUAUUUGCCUGAGUUCAUCAUCAGAGGCUAUUCGAGGGCAGCAAAUUGUGCACAUUUAUAUCGUUCAUCCUUGCGGGGGGGGGGGGAGUACGUCCGUGGCUAGGUAGGGUUUGUGCCGCCUGGUCCACGAUGGUCCCCCGGCGUGGUGACGCCGUAUGUACUUCGCGACGAUGUGGGCUGCGCCACCUGGCUGUGUGGGCGGAGCGCCUGAUAACGCGCAGGCAAAUCGAUGCGUCUAUUUUUAGAUUUGGUGUCCGACACCCACGCCUCCAACAGCUCUCGUCCUGUCUUGUUGCCGGCUCGCGCCAAUAUCCGCGUGUUGGCGAAGUCGAACUCAUGCCCUUCCUCGAGCGUGUGAGUGGCUACUUGAGACAGUGGGUCGCCUCUCCGAACGGCCCGUUUGUGCUCAAGUAUUCGUGAGCUCAGACGUCGUCCUGUCUGGCCUGUGUAGUGGCAAGGACAGUUUUGGCACGGGAUUCGAUAGACUACGCCCGACUGUUCACCUGCGUCCAGCCGAUCCUUCAUUUUCAUGAUCCUGCUACGCAUGGUGGCCGCCGGAUGAUGGGCGAUGCCCACGCCUAGCUCUGACGCGAUGCGUUCUGUAGCCUCGGACACAUUCUUUAUGUACCGUAGAAAGUGCCAAAUUGUUGGUGUCUGUCUUCCGUUUGUCCGGCGUGGGUGUGCGCGUAUGCAACGGCUGAUAUAACUAUUUGGAUAGCCGUUCUUUGUUAAUUUGUCCCGGAGAUGCCGUAGUUCUUGCACCCUUCCUUCGGGCUCGCUACAGUGCGUUUUUACCCGGUCGAAAAGCGCCCUCACACAGCCCCGUUUGUGCACCAAUGGGUGGUUGCUAUGAUAGUUGAGGACCUGGUCGAGUCAAAAAUACGACACAAGUAAAGGCUAUAAUUGUCUUUUUUAAUGCGAAUCUAUACAGAAGAAGAUUGAUCACGAAGUGCUCUACAAGGCUGGUUGUAAGUACUCAUGCUGUGGAAGGCGAUUUUUACCAACACCUCUGUACUCAGGUUUUCAUUUAAAUUCAAAAGUAACGCCAGCCGUCACCAUCUCGCCUAAUACUGAGUUCCAUAGUAGGACUACUAGUUGAUUGAAGAAAUUUUUCGUGAGGCCUAAUUGCAUGCGCCGGCUUCCGGUCGUGCACGAACGACUGCCUAGGCGGGUUUCGAAUGCAAACUCGGAGAAAUCCUCCUGUGUCGACGGGCGAACUUGGCCGUUUAUCGCACAAUUCAGGAACAUAAAACAAAUUCUCUGGGAAAAUCGCUUUAUGAUGGAUCCGAGAAGUGAUGUGAAAAUUUGGGCCGAAAUCCGCUAGCCAGAAACUGAUACCGCACAACUGAUAGGUGCGGGUUAUAUAUUUAACUGUCAAAUUGGUUUAGCUGCAUAUUUAAAUAAUAUAUUAUAAGGUGAAUAAUUUUAGAAAUUAAUCAGUACAGGACUUGGAGAUAAAUCUCCGGGACAUGACUUUUUAGGGUCAGAACCGAAGUUUGGGCUUUUAGCAAAUAUCUAGGUCGGGAUAAGGGUAUAAUACAUUCACCAUAUGGAAUUCAUACUAGUCGUAGUACUGCUUGUUUGUUGAAUGGGCAUUACGUGGUUAUUCCACAGUAGUUGAUUGUCUUCGACUCAAAUGUUCAUUGAAAUUUCGGUUCUGACCCUGAAAAGUCAUGUCCCGAUGAUUUAACUCCAAGUCCUGCACUGAUUACUUUCCGAAAUUAUUCACCUGAUUAUUCCCUGGAGUUCAUAUACCAGAAACCGCUAGAGAACGCUGGGGGUCCCACUGAAGAGCCGAACACCUUGCAGCUAUGUGUCACGCAGCGGCAGAAUAUCGGCGAAACACGUGUCUGGGCUUUUAGCAAGUAUCUACGUCGGGAGUACGGUAUAAUACCUUUACCAUAAUAUAUUAUGUACAUAAUGUACAGUGAGUGACCGAUCUCAUGAAAUGUUGACCGAAAUUCUGAAGUACGUUUUUGAAAGGUCUUCCAACCGUCCCCGUGUGUUUUCUGGUAUAUGAACUCCAGUUUCAGCUUGUUUUGUCCAGUUUACGAGGAAAUUUCUGCGCAAACUUGGAGAAAAUCUUUUGGAACCUUCGUAGUUCCGUUUUCGGCAAAGCCUGGUUUUGUGAUUAGUGGUUGGGUUUUCUGACGCAUCGUUUUCACCCAAACUAUUAGUCUGAGAUUCAAAAUAAUGGACACUGCUAAUCUGCUUUUUUGUUAUCAUGCCUGCAAAAUGUCUGCGUGUCUUCUGAAAUCCCUGGUGGUGGUGUGCCCACGCGGACUGUUUCGACGGACGAACUUGGCCUUGGGCAGUCCGAAAUGUUCGAAGAAUGCUGUGCCCUAAGUGCCUGUGGGAAACAGGGGUCACGGUCAUUCAACCCGUUCUGGUACGAUAAAUCCGGUAUGACCAUCUGCAUUGCCCUGCGUGACAACUGUCUGUGGAGGUCAGUACCUUCCAUCAUCCACGGCAUCCAGGUUGGUACUUCGUAAUCCCAAUGGGUCCUCACGAAGACGCCGGAGAUUACCCCGAAAAGUUCAGAAGGAGGGGCCUCCUAGCUCAGUGCAACGUUCUAGUUGCCUUCUGGAUACCAUCUUCUUAGUGUUCACAUGGCACUAGAUUCGCGAUUGUACACAUGUCCAUAUCGUCCACAUGCUUUCCUGCAGCUCUUAAUGGAGUGCUCUAAAUAAGUUACUGAUGUUUAAUCGUGCAAUUAUUUACCGUACUAACAACAUAGGUAAUAGCUAAAAGCCCAGGCAGUCGUGUUUCGCCGAUCUUGUGCCGCUGCCUGAUGCAGCUGCGAGGGGUUCGGCUCAUCAGUGGGUCCCCCAGCAUUCCCCGUGUGUUUUAUGGCAUAUGAAUUCCAGUCUAAACUUGUCGUGUGUAAUUUCCGAGGAAAUUAAUACGCAAACUUCGAGUUAAUCUUUCGGAACAGGCCUUUUCAGGCUCGGUUCGAGAUUUGAUAUGAAUAUCUGAGCUUAAAUCCAUCAGCUGGUGUUUAAGAGACACUUUUCGGCAGGUGUUCAGGUGUGGUAUCAUGCGUUCGGAUACGGUUAAUUUCAGGAGUCACCUGUUCGACCAACAGCUCAUAUCGUCACUGUGGCUUGCUAAUGUUUCGCGAAGUCAGCACUGCUGACGUCAGUCCAUAUUUUGAUAUCGUCGGCGAACAUGACAGCUAAAAAAGAGGGUGCGAUCACUGAAAAAAGAAGUUUGUUGGCCUGAUGUUUCGAAUUCUCACUUUUAUCCCUUCAUCAGAGACAGUCAGAGGUGGGACCGAGUGAGAAUCCAAAACGUUAGGCCAGUAAAUACUUUGCUCCAGUGAUCGCAUCAUCACUUCUUCUUCUUCUUCCUCUUCUUCUUUCUCACCUAAAAUGCUUCCUAGAACUCGCCUAUUUGCUUCUUUGACUCACGAUCCAGUUUCCUGGUGCAGUCAUUUACAUCAGUCAGGAGAAGUAGGUGGCCUAGAUCAGAACCCUGUGGGACACCACUUUUAAUUCUUACUCAUUCGGAGGUAGAAUUGCCAACAAGAAGUCUUUGUCCUCUAGACGAUAGGUGGCGUUUGGUUCAUUGAAGCAUCCUGUUUCGAAUCCCUAUUUUUAAAGUCUUCUGUAAAAGAAGUCAGUGCGGCAAGCCUUCGAUUGCAGCCAAGAAACCGUUUCUGAAUCUUUCAACUGGCCUGACCCCCCAAACAGAACAUGAGAAAGGAACCGCCUGCAAUACGAGUGGCUUUGAGCCAACUACCAAUAAAAUUGGGUCUAGGUUUGAUGUCUGGGUCGGGUUUAAGUUGGCGGCAAAGUACGUCAGGAUCAAGUCUUGGGUCAUGGUAGGGAUUAGUGUCAACUUCAGGAUUAGGGUUUAGUGUACCGUAGGUGGGUUAACUCAUGAAAUGUCAAGCGAAAUCCUGAAAUGCGUUUUCGUUUCGAAAAGAUUAAUUAAUGAGGGUUGCAAAACUAAUCAUUGUUCGGCUUAAUUUUAUAAUGAUCCAGUUACCUCAGGAUGUCGGCUUUUGAAUGGAAUUAUUUCCUACUAAUUGCAAGAACUAUCCUCUGCAAAAAAUGACUGCUUAAAUAGCAUGCAAUUUCGUCAUUGAUUUUCGAUGCCCUUGAAAAUUCAAUUAUAUUUCAUGGGAAAAGUGCAUAAAAUAUUCAUUUUCUCACUUAUUCGGUAGAAAAUCACGUCUUACCCUAAUUGUGUACUCGAAAGAAGGGUAUAAUUCGGGUUUAAAAACGUUUACCAAUUCCCGAAUAAUUUUGAACCCGACCUGUCGUUACACUUGCAUCCAGGGUUUCCGAACUACGAGCCAUAAAACUUCGGCGUAAGGAAAACCAUAUGUUUCUCUACGGUAUUAAGAGGAGACUCUAUGGGGUUUAUUAAAUUUAGCAGUGAAUCUGAUCCAUACUGUUAACUGUGCAAGACACAUUGGUUAGUGCAGAGACAUGACGGUUUAUGAACGACCAUUUAACGUUAUUAAGAAAUCUCACAAUAAGAAAACUUUUAAAACCUAAUUAUACUCUUCCUUUGAGUAGAAAAUUGGAUUAAGUCGUGAUUUUUGAUUGAACAAGUGAAGAAUUGAAUAAUUUUAUUCUUUUUUCCAGGAAAAAUAUAAUUGCAUUUUCAAGGGCAUCUAAAAUCACUAAGAAAAUUGUAUGCUAAUUAAGCAGUAAUUUUUUGCCGAGUAUAGUUCUUGCAUUUAGUCGGAAAUAGGUUCGAUCGAAGGCCGACACCCUGAAGUAACUGUGUUAUUAUACAAUUAUGCCUCACGAUAAUUAGGCUUACAACCGCACUUAAUUAGUGUUUUUUAAACGAGAACGCAUUUCGAAAUUGCGGUUGACAUUUCAUGAGGUAUUUCACCUAAUGUAUGGCUAGGGUCAAGAUUAAGUCAACGGUUUGGUUUUAUAUUAGGGCUAUUGUUCCGGUGUGGGUACGGGAGUAUUUUGCGCUUUCCGGGACUAUUCACGGGUUCACCUAUAUUACUUGGACGGGGUGUUGACAUUCUUAUGUCCUGUUUAGGGAGCCACAUACGUGAGUCAUGUCGAAGAGACACCAACUGAUGCGGAUUAAAUGACGUCGAUUUGCUCUGAUUUUGUGAGUCACUCGACGUCAAAUUGCGUGUACCGGAAAUUUAGGAAAAUAAGUUUUUUCCCCCUUUUACUAUGAAGCUUUUUGCAGAUUCCGGGUCUGUACACGCUGUUAGGGUGCAAAAGGUAGUGGUAGUAUAGUCAGUUUGGUCUUUUUGUUGAACUACACUUGUCGAAUACCUCCAAGAAGUAAUAUUCCUUAAAUUUGUUUCGUUUUAGCACGAUUUCGUAGUCAAGUAGUGCUGUCGAUAUUAAAAUGGCCAUUCCGAGCUCACUACACGUCACUGAAAAGUAACAAUCUUAUUUCCUGUAUUUUUCUCAGUCAAGUCUGUGAGUCCUUGAAUGCUUUGGAACGGGCGUUCCAUAAGUUUGGCUCUUUUUGGAUAAAAGAAAACGGAAUCACCGGAUGACAGUUAUUUUCCCAUCUAUCCUAGGAAGUACCGCAACAACCGAUGAUACCAAUGAUGACGCCACUACCACCACCACCGCCACCUCUACCACCGAUGUCGCCUUCGCCCUCACCACCGCCCUUCUACCGAUCCGAACAGAGGCGCAGAUCUAGGCGGGCACGUUCCCCAUCCAAACGCCGGCGGUGUAAGUUGACCAUCGGUCUCUGCACGAGUCAUUUUGCUGUCCUAUUGUCCUAAAUUGACCUUGAAGCUUCAGCAUUUCCCAGUUGUCUUCCAAAUCUCCUCCCUCCACGAGUUGCUCGAUAAGCGAACACUUAGUUUAAAUAAACAAAUCCAGAACUUUGCGUGGAUGUCGGGAAUGAAAAGACCCUACUCCCACCAUCCUGAAGGUACGCUCUUCUCAGCCUUAAACACAGGUAACAGGUAGUAUAGGGCACCGAUUACUCACCGAUGUGUGCAGUCCAGUCGAUCAACCAAUGACCGCACGGGAAUCGUCUGCCGGUGCAAACGGCAAGAGAUCAUGGCAACUAAUAGCCAAUCACACUUUAGGUCUGCAGAAGACGCGGCAGUCGACUUAAGAUUGCGAUCUCGCUGCCAAUAGGGCUGAUUAUGCCCGAUGCGGAUGCUUAUGAGAGGAAACUUGGGAACCUGGGGCCUCACGAUCGAAAUGACCUCCGUAAUCAUAACUGACAAAGACAAGGGUGGCCGCGGUUGCCGCUUCGAGCAUACUUGUUAUCAUCAGUCGGUCAUAGCCAACAGCAGGCCGGGGAGACCGAUGAUUUUAGCCCAAUCUUAGUUGUUUGUGGAGUAGCCGACUGGAAACGACAGAUAUGACACAAACGAGAAACCUAAGUCCCCGCGUGUCCUUGUUGUGGUGCUCCUUAAUGAGUACGCUUUGUGAAGCAAGUAUUUCCUUGAUUUACGCGAUUAUAUGAAAUUACUCUCCGGUGAAGAAAAGUUAUUGCCAGAAUACAGUGAUACCUCCUUGAUCGCUGAAGUUGCGUUAAAGGCUUCUCCCCUUGAAAAGUGAAAACUCACGAAGCAUAGAAUCAUGUAUUUUGGGGUUAUUAUUAUAAUAUAUUUUAAACCAUUAUAAGCCCGCAAACAUCCCCAGUGUGUGAGAAAUGUUGCGAAAAAGUAACUUAAUGCAGCAUACUCUACAACGUUAAACCCGAUUUAUUCUCUUGGAUAUUAGACCAGGUUUGCUGACAGUAUGUAUGCAACCACACUGUUUAUCUAACACGCACAAAUGUAAGUGUCGUCUAUCUUUGUGGAGCCUCAUUUAAUACAUAAUGUGGUUCUAAGCAUAUUGCAAUAGCACAUAUUUUAGCAGAAAUAUGGCCUUUAGCGUUCCGUGAAUGAAGUCAACUGGUAAAUUACCUGAGGACUCAUGUACCAGAAAUGAAACCGCUCAAUGUCCACCGAAAUCCGUGACCUAGCGAAGAAUCCGCGAAAGUCAAAGCGUGAUCUUGCGAGGAAUUGCUUUAUUGCAGUCUCCGCUUCUGGCCGCUAGUUUAAGCCCACAUCCCAAACUGCGUUUAUUCCAUUUUCCUCACGGAGCGUUUGCCGUGAUCAGUAUGUUCCUCCUCCUCCUCCUCCUCCUCCUCCUCCUCCUCAUCCUCCUCCCCCUCCCUCUCCGCCUCCCCCUCCUCCUCCUCCUCAUUCAUGGGCGACAUUCGCCGUACUGUGCCCCAAAUAGCAGAGGAAGACAGAUUAGUAAACAUAAGAGCAUGAUAAGGCGUUUUUGAAUUCAUUUGUUUUCCACCGAAGUUAAUUUCGAACGCGGUGAAUCCGUCAAACUAGAUGAGCGCAGUUACCACAUUCCGUACAGAAAGUAUAAAAUGAUUCGUGAGGGCAGUCGCACAUUGUCCAGCUGAACGUUUACUUAACUUUGAACGGAACCCAUUUCGGACACGCCGUCCUCUCAAAUGGACUGCCUUGGGGGUUCCCGCUGUGUGCCCCGGGUACCUUUCUACCUCAAAUGCACAAGAAUGGAACUUUUAAUCGGUUUUUUCUCAUCUCACAAGUCGCUCGGACAAAUGUUUGGACACGACACCCUACUCCGUGGCGAUGCGCAAAAUUUCAGGAAGGGCAAGUACCCUCGCUCUCUAACCCUAAGCCUAACCCAGCCCCCACACCAACCAAAUUUCCCCUGAAAAUUAGCGCAAGACCCCCAUAGUAGGGUGGGUUCCUAUUUCCAUGUCUUGUUCAAAUAUUUCCCCCUACUUUUUAUAAGCGUCAACACGCUUUUCAAACUUAUUUCACCCGACAAGAACUAUUAAUCGAGAGCAUAGUCUUGGAUAACAGCUCCUAUUGUUACUGAAGUAGUGCAGCAAAGUUAUAUAUAUACAGGGCAACGAGCUCGUGGCUCAGUGGUUAGAGGCGUGGACUUCUAACAAACAGGUCGCGAGUUCGUGCCUCGGGUGUGCCGCAUUCUGAGUUGGGUAUGGCUGGCUGACGACGGCUAGUAAGCCAGAAAUGGCCAUUUCAGUCUCCCUUGUCUUCGUCGGUCAUUUAUAUAUAUAUAAAUAUCGCGGGCAGGGUAUUAACCGAUCAGGUUACAGGACUUGUUCGUUUCAUUCUGCCUUAGAGAUCAGUCUAGAUCCUUCGCAGUCAGUCGCACAGCGACCCGUAGAAUAUGCAAAAGGAGACCACUGACACAGACAAGGGAGCCUGGGACGGUCAUUUCUGGCCUAUUAGCCAGCCAUUCACAAUCCCAGGUCUGCAGAGCCGAUCGGACACAGGACUGUGAUUGUUGGCAGUAACUGCCGCACCAAAAAUAACUUCAAUUACUGAGCUGAUGUUAAAGGCGCAGUUGUUUGACGUUUGAUAUUUUCAGCUAAAUCGCGAAAGAGGGAAUCGGCGUAUUCACUAUCAUUGGCUCUCCACGGGGAACCAGGCACAGCCGUCUCCACGCAGACGGAAACGCCAUAUGGUGAGUCUACUGUUAACUCCCCUCUAUUGUGCUUCAUAAAACUGAUUAAAGUACAAUCUCAUUUAGGACUUUUUUAACAAGUCUCCAGGGAACACACGCGGGUCUAAGAAUUUAACGAAAAAAACAUGAAAUGUCUGAGCACAUUCUAUUUGCAGAUACUCCACUAGGCUUGCAUCCUCGCAGGUUACUCUCGUUGGACGACGAGAAGGAGCAAAAUGUUAACUGCCGAGUCCAAACUCAAUCGGCAGCGUAACGGUUUUUUUGAGAAUUCCUUGAAAGAUUUAAGAAUUGAUCCUGCGACCAUGUGCGCAGAAAGUUGCAUACCAGAGAGCCUCCAUAAAACUGACUUCUCCCCCUUCGGCCGCCUAAUGAUGUGCGAACUGCAGUGCCGACUCGGCAUAUGCAUGUUAUAAAUUCUACUUUUGGAAGCCAUCUUCGUAGAGCCGAAUAAAAUGUAUUGACUAAAACAACGCCGUCAUGAAAUUCAUCGAUGAUCGCUACCGAUCCCUCCUUCUAAAUGGGGUUAGACUUACCACAGAGUUAUCGAUUUUGAUUUCAAGUAAUGCAUCAUUUUUUUAAAAUCAGCAUUUAUACACGCUUUUACUAUUGCGGCCUUUUAAAUUUUCCCAGAAAUUAACUGAUAUCUUGAGACUUAUAUGCUUAGACUGGAAGUUGGUAUGGACAUUCGGGCCGAAGUCCAUCGACCACGGUGGAAUGAUAGAGUAAUAUUUAUAACCCGCCAACAGGCAGCCAUUAUUAAAUGCAUACGUAGCAAAAUAUACUAUACUUGACUAGCUAAAAGGACAGGCACGUGCGUUUGGCUGAUAUUCUGUCAGUGCAAGGCACUACUGCGAGGGGUUCGGCUCCUCAAUACAGUAAGUGAGCUAACUGAUGAAAUGUCAACCGAACUUCCGAAGUGCAUUUUCGGUUCAGAAAGAUUACUUAAGCAGGGUUGUAAUACUCAUCAUCUUGCGGCGUCAUUCUGUAAUUAUUCGGUUACCUCAGGAUGCGGGCUUUCGAACAAACUUCUUUCUGACCGCCUGCAAAAACUUUACUCUGCAAAAAAUGACUACGUAAGAAGCAUGCAUUUUUCUCUUUGUUUUUCGAUGUGCCUAUAAAUUCAAUUAUUUUUCAUGGAAAAUAUGCCUUAAAGUAUUCAUUUUUCCGUUCAUACGGUGGAAAAUAACGUCAAAUUCCAAAUUUAAACUCAAAGAAUGUGAAUAAUUCGGUUUUCAAAAACGUUUCCAGUUCCCGAAUAAUUUCGAACCCGACCUGCUGUUACAUCUGUAUUCAGGGUUUCAAAACUACAAGCAGUAUAUUUUCCGCGUAUGAUGAACCAUACACUUCUGUACGGUAUUAAGAGGAGACCAUAUAGGGUUCAAACAUUUAGCAGUGAAUUUGAGCCACAUUGUUACCUUCACAAGCCACACUGGUAAAUGCAGAGACAGCCCGUUUUAUGAAGGACCAUUUCACGGUAUUAGAAAAUCCCACAAUUAGAAUCUGUUUUAAAACCGAAUUAUGCCCUUUCUUCGAGCGUAAAAUUAAAAGAAGACGUAAUAUUCUACUGAAUGAAUUCUACUGAAUUGAAUCUUCAAGGGCACCGAAAAUCAGUGAAAAAAUGCAUGCUACUUAAUUAGUCAUUUUUUAAUCAAGUAUGGUUUUUGCAUGCAGCCGAAAACAAGUUUUUUUCGAAAGCCGGCAUCCUAGGGUCAUUUAAUUAUUAUAGAAUAAUGCUACAGAAUGAUUACUUUUACAACCCUGCAUAAUAAAUAUUCUCGAAACGGAAACGCGUUUCGGAAUUUCUGUUGAGAUUUCACGACCUAGUCCACCUACUGUAGGUCGGCCUAAAAUCUCAGUCGAAGCCCACAAGACUCACAUAUACCGACCUACUCCAAGUCAACGGAAAUUAAAAAGCCGCGAUUUCAAAACUGGAGUUUUUAGCAGAAAAGCACACGAGGAACCCCGUGGGACCCACUGAUGAUCAGCAGAAUGCUGGCGAAGCACGUGUCUGGGCUUUCAGCCAGCGCCUGGACUGUCAAGUAUGGCACAUCAUGCUACCUGGGCGUUGCUACGGUUUUUUGUAAAUGCACAUUCCUGCGUGAGUACUGAGGCUGACGGCGUGUUAUUACUGGUCAACUUUGUCAUUGUUAAAAGUGUAUGAAUUCAGUAACCUAUUACCUUGGGGUGAACUCCACUCGAGUUAGGUUUUUAAAAAAAUUUACAAUCAGGGCAAUACACAGUACUUUUUCUGAUUUAUCUUCCUUGCUUUGAGCAUGCAGACAAGUAAUGACGCCUGAAGGAGGCGGAUGCUUCAGAAUUACGUUCCUGAUGUGCAGUAGGCGGUGUUUGCGCCGCAGGUGGUGAUGAUGGCUUCGUCAUUUCACGAUAAUCCUGAUCAGCUGUUGUCGAGAUCUUGAUCAAGCCCAGUGUGAGAAAUGAUGCAGUCGCGACUCGUGUGACUGUCACGCCGAGCUGUCGGACUAACUGGAGACUAAAGGCACCGCAAUGAAUCGGUAAAGACUGAAUUCUCGAAUGGAAUGUCGAACAUUAUCCGGAGAACGGCUAUCACCAUAUGUGACGUAACUCAUCAGAUGUAUUAGCCUCUGUUUUUGCAUUCUCCAGUAUGCAGUUAAUUAAGUUAAAGAGGAUUUGGUCAGACUUCGCCGGCAGCGACGUCAGAGGAAUAAAAAUUUUCCUCAGGUGACAAGCCGAAAGGCUGAGUAGUGAGUAAUAAAUCCGAAAAAGAUUAGCCGAUGUCAUCGUAAACAUGUACCCCUUGAGGGAAGCUUUUUAUCCCUAAAAUUACUGUGUAGUUCUUCAUGACGACAGAAUCCGCUAAGUUCCUGGGUGACACUGGAAUUUCGGCGAAUACUUUCCACCGUUCUUAAGCAAAUGCCUAAAGUAGUAGGUUUUAUAGUUUGUAAAAUUCUGCACAGAGUGAAUGCAGAAUAAAUUGGAGCAGCCGGAGGCGAACAAUAUUCCACCGCUUUUAGAACAGGCGUCAGAGAGCUUUAAGAAAAGGCGUCUUCGUACACCUUGAAGCUGAUUGGCCGAUUUGGAUUGCAGUGGCGUCGGGAGGCGAGAGGCGCAGUUUUGCAGCGGGCGUCCGGAGUAGGGUUUCUGCACACAUAACCCUUUCUCAACCGACCCGUAGAGGCCUCAAACUGCCUCUGGGGAGACAUACUUUACGCAGGUCAUGUCAGCAGGUUUUUUUUAAAUGGAUCCACCCUUUACUUAUUUACCCUUCAGAUGACUGCCUCCUAAUAUAAAAACUGAAAUGUCUUCUUUCUUUUUUCCUGCUAAUCGAGCCACAACAUUGUCUGACAAGGUUUCAACCAUUUAUGAAAAACCAAAUAGGGUUUCAGGUCAAUUGCCCGGUUUAAUCAUAGUGGAAACUGCACUUUUCUCUUUGUUGGCGCAUGGUGAGGUGCUAGGUUUUGUCGAAUAAAGGCGAAUAUGCGAUUCUCGAGGUUUUAAUAAAAAAAAGAACAUAUAAUCACCGGAAUGGCAAUUGCGCCGCUCUAAGCUUGUGGACGCAUCCGGGCGGCCAGGGACACGUUGACAGUUUUUUCGUCUAACGAAGAGGGCGUGACCUUGACGAUGGCUGGCGCCACGCUGUCUGAUUGGGCGCGACAUCCGCGCGCGACCUUGACCGGGCACAGUGUCACUCUGCCCGUCCGCGUGAGUGUUACAUUUCUUGUCUUUCCCCCCCCCUCUCCGUGGCCUGCAACACCGCAGAUUUUGUUUUCCCCAUUUUGGCUAUGUACCUACACAUCUGGUAAUCGAGAGUCUCCCCUCCCCGGUCUUGAAUGCAUUUUUUUUCAGUCAAAAUAUCUGUUUACUUUGUUGCCCCACUGAUUAGAACCACCGAAUCUGAAUCGACGUCCACCGUCUAUUUCGCCCAAACCUUCUGUCUCGCCAAAACGGCCGACUGAAAGCCCGCCACUGCGGCCAAUUAUUCAGCACAAAAUUGUCUACCAAAACACAGUCCCCUGUGUGGAAGACAACUAUUGUGUGCCCUGCGUGCCGGUAUGCUCACCGGUGUGGCGCGAGGUAACCAGUUGUUGCUAGGAAUGGCCCUCCUCCCUCCAACCGUUUGUCUGCCAUUACACUACUUAAUACAUAGAGAAUUGCUGAAAAAGGGAAUAACGAGAUCUUUAUGCAGUGGAGGACCAGGUCAGUGCAGCGCUUUUGGACGCUCGCGUGGCAAGAUGGGCUUCUUUCAAUUAAAUACUAGAAUUUGUCAAGACAGGGCACUUAGAAUCCGAGUCUACUUUCCACAAAGGAAGGCUAGAUUUAGUUUGAUAAGUUCUGUUGGAUUCUUUGGUUAGGUACGAGGUAGUGUCCAUAUCAAAGACCAAGAUGUUGAGAUUACACAAGCAUAUAUAUAUAUAUGGGAAGAAGAGACGAUCUCGGGAACCAUAGUUGUAUUGCCCUGACGUUUCAAAAUCAAACAAGAUUUCAUCGUCGGAGGUGAGUGUUGUACCACGCCUCACAGUAUUUAUAGGUGGUGAUGGUCUCCUUUCAACGGGUUUACCUCUCGUCGGGGGCCGGCGUUCGGGCGCUAGCCGUCAUCGCACGUGUUCGCGUGGAUCUUAGUUCUCGUCCUAGGCUGGCAAUCUUCUUUACGACCCCGUGACGGCCUGUGUUCUCCUCUGCCGGAUAAGUUACGAGGAGAAAGGAACCUAAUCACGGCCGGGUCCAUGGGGAAAAAAAACGCAGCCGCACUUCAACUUGGAUCUGGGGAAGGUGCGGUCGUCACAACAGUCGCGACACCCACCUUUCCGGCAGAGGAGAAAACGGACGGUUGCAGUAACAUAAACGGACCCGACGAAGGUGCCAGCGUCACUGCCACUUAUCCGGCAGGUGAGAACACAGGCUAUCGCGGGAUCGUAAAGAAGAUUGCCAGCCGCGGACGAGAACUAAGAUCCAUGCGAACACGUGCGAUGACGGCUAGCACCCGAAGGCCAGCACCCGACGAGAGGUAAACCCGUUGAAAGGAGACCAUCACAACCUAUAAAUACUGUGAGGCGUGGUACAACAGUCACCUCCGACGAAGAAAGCUUGUUUUGCUUUUGAAACGUCAGGGCAAUACAACUAUGGUUCCCGAGAUCGUCUCUUUUUCUCAUUUAUGCCCGGGGACGCGCAUCCUCGCUUCUAUCAUAUAUAUAAAAGGAGAAGGCUCGUCGGAAAAUCGAGGUAUACUCGUGAAUUUCAAGUCGGUUACAACAACCCGUCGUCAGACGAGUAUACCUUGAUUUUCCGACGAGCCUUCUCCUUCUAUUAUAUAGCGUCGGAAUGCAUACUACCUCCAUUAUUCAUAUAUAUAUAAAGUUUCCCGACUGGUCUAUAAACCUGCUCAUUAAUAAUAGUUCAAUCAAAGCACAGCAAAAUGGACAGUUUGACCAGACUUUCAUUCACCAGUCCUUGUCAGACAUAUGAGCACUUUUCAACUUUAUGCACUAACUGUGCUCUGACAGACCUCUAUAAGCAUGACGAAAAAUAACCCUAUCAAGGCUAUAACAUCUGGAUAAAUCCCACCUUAACAUAAACCUACGAAAUGAGAACAAAUGCAUAGAUUAUAUGGACUAUCUAAUGAAAUGUUAGUCGAAAUUCUGAAAUGUAUUCUCAAUUAGGAAGCAUUACUUAAGUGGGAAUGGAUUAGCUUCCGGCCGUCUGCCGUGACCACACUCGGUAAAAAUGACUACUUAAGAAGGGGAAAUUUGCCCCUUGUUCAUCGAUGUCCUAAAAAACUCAAAUAUAUUUUAUAUAAAACACGAGUGAAAAUAUCCUUUCUUACACUUAUUUGAUAGAAAAUUAAAUCGUCUUUACGAUUUUCCCUUUAAAAAUGGUAUCUUUUGAUUAAGGAGAUUUAUGACCAUGCAGUUUUCUAAGACCUCGAAAUAUCCGUUCACAGAGCGUCUUAUCUGCCCGUUUAUUAAUGCUUCUUAUGAAUUAUACAACGGACCACAUUAAUUGCAAACUUUUAUGGGCCCUUUAUAACGUCCUCAUAGUAGCGUAGAUAAAUGUUUGAUUUUCCUUAUGCGGAAAGUAUACAGCACGUGGUUUAAGAUGUAACAACAGAUCGUGUUAACGAUAAUUUAAGGAUUGGAAAAGUUCAUUAAAACUUACUGACAGGGUUUCUUUAAGCCGACUACUUGAAAAUAUAAUUUAAUAAAAAUUAAGUGCAGGAAAGAAUACUAAAUAUGCUUUCUUCGAGAUGCUUUUGAACUUAUACGGGCAUUGGAAAUCGGUGGAAAUUGUCAUGUCGUCUAAGUAGUCAUUUUGACUGAGUGUGGUUUAUUCUGGCGACCGGAAAGAAGUGCAUCCUCUCGUAAAGGAAAUCUUUUUGAAUUAUACUGCGCGAUAAUAAAUAUUUACAUCGCAUCAAAACAAUUCUUUUUAAUAGAAAACACGCUUUAGAACUUCGAAUAAUAUUUUUCUAAGCAGGUCAACUAGGGUAUAUGUAAUGACUGGGACGAAAGAUGCAUUAUUAGAUAGAAAACUUAGUUAGGAUUAAUCUCGUUUAAUGAAAUAAUCUUUGCGGCUGAAAACCUUAUUUUAUUCCUAGAAAAUUCAGGUCCUGCCUAGUUCAUUUAAAAUUAAAUUGAAAAGCUUAACUCCAGAAAUGUCAUUUUUGAAAGGAAACCAUCCAAUCUAUCCAUUUUUAUGCUUUGAACGCGGAUAAACACACCAACGUUUGACCUGUUUGGUUCUAAAAUACGGUUUUUCUUUCCUGUUUUAUUUUACAGGAGCUUUAUACUGAGUUUUCGUCUGACGGUAGGUUCCUUUCGCAUUUGCGGUAAUAAAAGAGACUGCCAUCUCAUCGAGCUAAAAUUAAAAGUUCAAAAGCACUCUGAAGAAGCUCAAAAGGCGAAUAAAAAAUGCGACUUCUGACAUAAACUUAUUUCUCAACCAUCAAAUGCACAAAACAACUCUCCAGCCGUUUAAAAAAAUUAUCAGUUAAAAUCCACAGUCUUAAACAUAAAUUUGAAACGGAAGAAAAGUGACGACGUCAACCCAUUAGGUUUAAAUUUAGCUAUCAAUCGACCGUCUUUUGUGGGCUGAAAGUGCGCACUCAAUUUGCACGCGUCACGCUCAAUGGCUAAUUUGUUUUUUGGGUUGAUUCGGCGGCAUGUGAGUUGUGACCCCAAAAAGGACGGGGUUCACCUCUUAGCUAUUUUACUUUCUGCGAAUUGAUCCCUGUUCGUAAACAGGAAUUUUAUUUUACAAAAAAUAAACAAUUAAUCCAACCGUCGUCUGUUUAGAUAAAAUGAUUUUUAUUUACUCUUCGCCCUGUGACCUUUUUGAAACAUGCCGGAAAGCGCUUACUCACCGGCAUGCCUGAGGUGAUCACAAGCGCUUUUUUGUCAAACUUUCUCCGGCAUCGAGGUAGCACACGAACCGCUGAUUUUAUUAAAUCUACCAUGGGCUGGUGAGUUAGAUUAGUCAGGCAGCGAUGACGCAGACUGUGCCACCCGGAUUUACCGCACUUCGGAAUGAGAUUUUAUUUCAUUAGCAGCAUGCAUUCAAAAACUUCCCGCAGUGCAUUGUUGGCAGAUUCCGAGAUCUCUGACCAGUGUCGGCAUACAGCGUCUUUGCCAUUAGGAGAGCCUAAACUGUAUGGUGGUUCCUGGCAUUGCCGUAAACUUUAUCUUGUCGGCUCCGGAAGAUGCACCAGAAGCGUCUUUAGCCGUGUCUUUCCUAGAGCAAGUGUUGAGCAAACGGCUGAAUUCCGGCAGAACUCUGCAAUACCCUGCUAGGCGCCGUAGGUAAGUUUCGAAAGUGACGACCAGAUUGUGUUUGUGGCACGCGUAUGCGUGUGGUUUAACUGUGGCAGCUACUGCAGAUACUCCAACCUCCGUUCUCCCUGUCUUCGUUCCGUCCCUCCCCCCCCCCGAGCAAGGUGAGUGAGGGAUGAGAGAGUGCGGUAAAUGCUCUGCAAGGUGAACAAAUUCACACGAAAGUAUCGCUGCGGAGCCCGCUAUGUGGAACCGCGGAGAAAGUCGUGGUUUGCAGUCAGCCAAGUCCUGGGGGGGGGGUUCUGCUGAUAUCACAUUCAUUUAAAUGACUACCAGACUCAAUUAAUUAAUUGGUAUUUUUGGCAGAUUUGUUGGCUAGGGCGCUGACUGUACGCAAGCCUUGCUCUUGCUUCUUAGGCACAAAUUCACCGACGCCACGGACUGUUCGGUCAAAUGAAAACACGGGUUUCGUUGGUAAAGCCAGAGAUGUAACAAUCAAUGUAGUCUGUAUCAGUACGAAAUGGGUGAGCUCAUUUGACGCACUAAAGGGACUGCGCGCGUCAAAAAGUUGUGGGAAUAUCAGUCAGUAUCAGUCAGUGUAUUUGGAGUAAACAACAGAAGCCAUGAAAACUCCAUUUAGAGGGUACAGGUAUAAAGUAAAAUAGUUAAAUUGCAAAACUUUUGCUUGCAGUUUUAGUAGGAGAAUUCAUAAAUCUAAUAAUGUAACAUGAAGGUGAAAGGGGUAUUAUAUUCGCAAAAUAAUUGCGAAAAACUUUGUUCACCACACUCGGACUGUGAAAAUUUCAAUAUGGGCUAAGUUUGACGCAAAAAUAGGAUCUGUUGAAAUCCUGUGAGUAGUAUAUUUAUAGUCAUUUCAAUAAUCCGUUAGAUCAGGCUUCGGCAGUUUGGGUUGCCUUUCAGCAGGUGAGUAUCCAGUUGUCUCCUGCUGAAAGGCAACCCAAACUGCCGAAGCCUGAUCUAACGGAUUAUUGAAAUGACUAUAAAUAUACUACUCACAGGAUUUCAACAGAUCCUAUUUUUGCGUCAAACUUAGCCCAUAUUGAAAUUUUCACAGUCCGAGUGUGGUGAACAAAGUUUUUCGCAAUUAUUUUGCGAAUAUAAUACCCCUUUCACCUUCAUGUUACAUUAUUAGAUUUAUGAAUUCUCCUACUAAAACUGCAAGCAAAAGUUUUGCAAUUUAACUAUUUUACUUUAUACCUGUACCCUCUAAAUGGAGUUUUCAUGGCUUCUGUUGUUUACUCCAAAUACACUGACUGAUACUGACUGAUAUUCCCACAACUUUUUGACGCGCGCAGUCCCUUUAGUGCGUCAAAUGAGCUCACCCAUUUCGUACUGAUACAGACUACAUUGAUUGUUACAUCUCUGGCUUUACCAACGAAACCCGUGUUUUCAUUUGACCGAACAGUCCGUGGCGUCGGUGAAUUCGUACCUAAGUAGCAAGAGCAAGGCUUGAGUACAGUCAACGCUCUAGCCAACAAAUCUGCCAAAAAAUACCAAUUAAUUAAUUGAGUCUGGUAGUCAUUUAAAUGAAUUCCAGAUUGAUUGCUAAUAAAAUCCUGCUGGGGCAAUCAGCUUCCAGUAUCAAAUUUCGUGGAUUCCAUGCGUUGCAGUACUCUGGAUGGGUAACAUAAUCCAUCCAAUAAUUACUUCACUGACAGUAGGUGAUCUACCUCGAACAAUAAUUGUGAGAUUUAGGGGUAUUGGAAUAGUGCCUAUCACGCAACAUAAUCCCGAUAGAUUUCAGUUAAGGCAGUAUGCCGGCUUUUGAGUGUGCUCCAUUCGAGUCGUCCGCAAAAAUUACACUCACUGGAAGAUAGCUACUUAAGUAGUGCAGAAUUUCACGGUUGAUCUUCCACGCCCCUAUGAAGCAGGCAUCAAAAUAUCUUUUCUUGUAUGCGUUUUUUUAGCGGGGGUCCGUCCUCAUAAAAAUUUCCAAUCCAAGGGAGGACAGUUUUCACCUUUAAGCUUUUCAAUUCGCGAAUAAGUUUGAACCCUACCUGCCGCUGUAACUACGUUUGGGGUUUACAGGCUAUUUUCGACAAAGUUUCCACGUGGGAAAAAACAUAUAUUCCUCGGCAUCGAUAGGGUGUAGGACCCCAACGAACUUGAGGCAGCCCGUGGACCGUGUCAUUCGAUGAAUGGUGGUAGAGGAGGGGGUAUUACGGGUGGGGCAAGACGCAGGACGGAGAGCAGGCGGAAUGUAAGAAAACACAGAAAAUAAGUAAAUUUCUGUCGAAAGUCCUAUCUUAUGCUGUCAUAUGCCAACGAACGCGGUAAUUAGAAAGAUAAAAAAAUCAAUUUUUCAUAUUGACCCAACUGUGAAAAACUCGGCGCCUCGGAUGGAUCAAGUUACCCGCCCAACCUACUGCAACGUCUGGAAUCCACCAAAUCUGAUACAGUAAGUUGACUGCCCAAGCAGGAUUUCCUAAGUAACUCACCUAGAAUCCACCAGCUGACUACUAGGCUCACGUAAUCCAUAGAUUUUUUGACAGUAUUUGAAUAACUCGCGUCGUCCGACGGGGCCUCGUAGCUCAAGUGGUUAAAGAGUUGGCUGUACUAAAGUUUUCCCCUCGCUCUCGUGGGUUCGAAUCCCAUCGAGGCGCCGAGUUUUUCACAGUUGGGUCAAUAUGAAUAAUUCAAAAAUCUGCCAAAACAUCUACGAAUUACGUGAGCCUGGUAGUCAUUUAAAUGGAUUCCAGAUUGAUUGCUUAUAAAAUCCUGCUUGGGCAAUCAGCUUUCUGUAUCAAAUUUCGUGGAUUAAGUCCAUGGCCUGCGGUGGGGCCGCGUAACUCAGGUAGUUAGAGCGUUUCCUGUACUCGAGUCCUAUCCCUGCUGUCCUGGGUUGGCAUCCCACCGAGACCAAAUGGAUUAUUCACAUCUGCCAAAAACACCAAUUGACCAGUUUUUAUUUGUUUUUUUUAAUGCAGAAGAUCAACCUGACGUUGACGCUCGUAAUAAUCACCUUCAGACCUCUGGCCAAGGAUAUGAAGAUGUAACCGGUAAGGUGUCCGUAAAAAUGUUUUAAACCUACAACACCUUCUAGCAGACUCUAAAGGCUGUAUUUGGAUGCAGAUGCAGUAUCGAAAGAUAAAAAGCAAAAUCAAACCUUAGGACUUACCAAAACAAUUUGUUUUUUGCAUAAGCAUAAGUACUUUACCUAAAUCACGAAGGGUGUUAAAAUUUACAGAUGAUUGCUAAUCACUCGCAAAUCGACACCAAAACAUGAACCCACUAUUUUUUACUAAUAAAGAACUACUUUAAAGAGAUCAAAAACACACAAGAAGUUGUGAAGGUAAUGUCGCCAGUGGGGACGUCAUAUGAGCAAAAUUACUCAUAAGGGCACAUGUUGCCAGCGAUUAAUAAAUUUAAAGAAAUUGACAGGUGUAAUCGUAAACCCACCAGUUUUGCAUAUAACGAGACCUUUUCUUCCGCGAAAUUAAUUUAUACUUUUCAUUUUUUCGGAUUACAUUGAGUUUGCGUGCGGUGAGCUCUGUUUAGAAAGACUCUUGAGCAAACUACGCUCAGACAAGUCCAGGACAAGUACUGGCAUAGAAGACUGCCCGAAUAUAUUGCAAGGUCCAUGUUCGCUCAACUUUAUGAACAUUUUCCUGAUAAAAUUGUGUGGACACACUUUCUGCCCAAGAAAAGGACAUCUCUACAUAGAGGCUGGAGAGGGGACAAAAUGAGUAGCGCUUAAAACGUCCAUAAAUUUUCGCAUCAGUUUCUGUCAUCUGAUUUCAUGAGAUAGGUCACCUGAUGUGGAUGCGCAUUUUGGCAUUUUUACCGCAAAUAGGAAGAUAAUUAAUGUCAGGAAGUCUAAUCCACAAACUUCAAGGGGAAUGGUAUGAACAUUUCCAGAGUCUAACUACUUUCAGUCAUCUAAACCCCGAUGUCAAAUAGGGAGAACCUGAAGAUUGAGGCAGAUGCACUUCAAGAUGAGCUACGUGGUCACACCCCGUCGACAUCGACGAGCGAAAUGGGUAAUUAGUGGCCUAAUAAGGCCAUUGAAGGGAAAAUAGAAGUGACCUGUUGCCUUGGCACUUUCGUUUGGGCUACUUGCGGGCCAUUGUAUAGCCCGCCCCUCCCCAAGACCCACUUUAUGGAUUUUGUGGGAUUCCCUGUGCCCUCAACGCACACACACACAUCGCGAGCCCGAACAAAAAUUGGAAACUCUGAAAAAGUGGGGGACGAGCAGUUCCGGACUAUGGAUGCUCGUCUCUCACAGUACUCCUAGUCGGUCCUGUUGUUUGGGCUUCAUUACCUUCUUCCACUCACCGCAUUUCCAUGCAACUCAUAUGGUUUCUAAAACAGUCGAGGUCGAGAAGCCUCGCCCAGAGGCAUUUGAUGAUGUACCUUCGUCGCAGUUACGCCAAAUUCGUGUUGCAGGCAACCUUUAAGCCGCUGUGCAUUUAUCAUUGCACAAAAAACCUGGAGAAGGAGUUGCAGAGAGCGUUGGCAGCCGAACGAGGACACAUCCGGUGCCGGGUGAGCGGCGUCCCAGGUGUCGUGUGGGAAUGCUUCAAAGCAUCUUAAACCAGGGCACGUCUGAUUUGGCCUUGAAUUUGAUUGGCCACUUGGAGAGCUGAGUGGGCGAAUACCAGACAACCCUGGUGCGUACGCUGAAACACCCGCAAGAAGUUCACCGUUGAGACAGGCGCUUGGAGUAGAGCCACUACAGAGUUCCCCCAGGUCUCGGCGAUCCCGCUGAUGGGGUUGUCUCUCGCAAUCAGAGCUGUCCAGGAGGAUGUACUGUUACGCGGAUUGCCCGUAGACGAGCACUGAUUUCUGUAAGCUUCGGGCCUGUUUGAGGAACACGGCAAAUAGCCACUUCACGUCAGGGCAGCCGCUGAGUGAACUCUUAUCAAGUAAACCACCGGUGGGUGAGAGAAGAAGAGCGCAAGAUCGAUAGAGAUCAGAUCUAAUUCUGGAUUAAGGUCUAAUAAAACAUUAUAUGGCCCUCCGAAAUUGCCACGAUGCGCCGAAUAUCGUGGCUUGAAAGGAUUCGAACCUGUGUCAUAACUCGGGCUGCGACCUUAUCGACAUCGAAUCCUUGUCGGGUCAUAGGCCUCCGUCCGAGUUAGGGAACAGACGGGCUGUUUAACUUCGUCGGCUACUGUAACCUCGUUUGCCUUCUGUCGAUCUGACUUCUCCUUGCAACCGGGGUGCGGAACGAGGGGGAGCGAGAGAAUAAAGUGGAUGAAGUGAAUGUCCCCCGAACUGUAAGCAAGUUCAUGCUCAAAUCACUGCUGGGGGCUUGGUGGAUCUCGCCACCCACGACAUUCGAACUAUCGUGUCGGCUAGUAUUCAACAAUUAAUCUAACAUAAGAGGGUUAUGGGCGUUUCUUUCCUCUUUCUAUGACCUUUUGGAAUGUCAUAGCACAACUAGGGAUAAAUGCUCGGGUCCGGACAAUCUGCAGCCGAAGGGCUGUCGGGCUAGAUGCGUCCGGACCAAAUGAUGGCAUCUGAACGAAUCGAAAAUGCAUCAGUACUGUGCUGCCACCAUGUAGUCCGGCUGAUCCUUCUUUGGGGUUCCAUCUAGCCUGCACCAUUCCACACUUAAUGUUUUUGCCUCCAGGAUUGUAGCAGCACAAAAGGAGUCGACAAUACCUUGACUGACUAAACAUGCUAUCUCCUCUAACUUCAGACUUCAAAGAGGACGCCAAAUAUGGACGCGUCGUGAGGAAACAGGUCUGCUGCUGUCCUGCAGUGUGCUACUGCAACGUGAGUUUGGCCCAGAUGGACCACGAAUGUUCAAGCCCGAGUAGUUUGUGACACUGAAAAAUAACCGCUACUGAUUCAUGUAUAGUAGUACCACUUCCCCUUUAUGAAGUGGGAGACACGGGCGUUGGAACGUAUGGAAUCCAAGUUGCAAACGGUGUGAUUUUGCGAAAAACCAGUUGAUUCACCAUCCUGUAAACAGACCUAUGCCUUCUUCUUCCUUUAUAGGAUUGUUACGAUUACGAUUCAGCUAACGACUAUUGCCCAAGUGGCUAUCGGCGACUGAGAAGGAUGCGGUCCAUUUGCGUCAACAGACGUUCUCGUGCAGAAAAAGGUGAUGGAACUAAUGCUAUGAAUAAUCAUUUUGCCAGCAUUUUGUUGCUUUUCUUUGCACCGCAUAAUGCCGCUAUCAAGUGGAUUUAAAUUCGGUCAGAUCCGGACAAUCCUACUCACAAAUGAGAAAAACGAGAUGCGACCUCCUUAACUGUUUCCUGGAACACUUAAUGAGGCCGCUUAAUAUCUCUGAACCCAGGAGAUGCCUAAAUGUAUUUGCUGAACACUGGUCAAGCCUAUAUGGGAAUAGAAUUUGUCACAUUUAAGAGCAAAUAGGCUGAACUACUCACCCUUCGGAGGUCAAACGGUGUUCAGGAGUGGGACAGGUUUUUACGAUGAGUGUGAAAGGCCUCAUCCAGAGCAUCUUCCAUAAAAACCUGGGCAAGACCUAACCUAUAACUCUUUCUCUGUCGUACUCGAUCACCCGAAUUCAGUCUCGAUGAACGCCCUUGAAGUGGUUUGGGGCACAGGGUUUAAAUGCACCAGCUGCCAGCCCUCCCUGUCCAGUCUCACUGAGACAUCAUCAAGAGUCUGAAAACACCUGUCGUAGACAAGGACCGCAAAGCUUAUUGGAUAAAUUCAAAGAGUGAUUGGUAUUAAGAUUACACUUGAAUGGUCAACUAGGUAUUAAUCUUUGAAUAAACGAUCAGCCUGGCGUUUUUCGGGAUGUUGUGUCGAGGUAAUUUUUGUCUACCUUCACGAAUAUCAUCCAGAAUGAGAGGGAGAACUGGUUCACCAGGAAGGACUAACUUGAGCCCACCAGGAAAAGCGAUUUUACGAAAUUAUGCCUAAUCUCAAUAUAUGAGUAACGUCUGUCAUGCACUCUCCUAUAUGAAGACAGAGAAGAGGGUGUCUGAUUAAUGAAACUUAGGCGGACACUCACUUUCCGAAUUUGAUGUAUAACUAAAUCUUUACGUUGCUAUGGUUUUUCCAAUUCAGUUCUCGUGCCGGUUGAAAUGUGCAAGGAAUGUGAGGAUCGACAGGCCUCUGGGAAACCGGGGCCAUCCAGGAUACUUAUCAGCCGCAAUUAA
Molecule: messenger RNA, 44107 nt
Organism: Spirometra erinaceieuropaei
Lineage: Eukaryota; Metazoa; Platyhelminthes; Cestoda; Diphyllobothriidea; Diphyllobothriidae
Source: the annotation of a GenBank genome assembly